This is a messenger RNA of Sebastes umbrosus (honeycomb rockfish), 934 nucleotides long. It is a transcript of the gene lyrm1, whose product is annotated as LYR motif containing 1. The record is from RefSeq and is a predicted model, not a curated record. The transcript has 6 exons. Gene Ontology annotation, cellular component: mitochondrion. Lineage: Eukaryota; Metazoa; Chordata; Actinopteri; Perciformes; Sebastidae. Bases 271 to 636 code for a protein of 121 amino acids.
GCAACAAUAAGAUUAAUUGGAAAUAUCACAUUAUACAAAGAAGGAUUACCACGAAAUCAGUCACUGAAGCAUGUGUUUUGUUGAUAAAAUUUUACAAAAUGUGUCCAAAAAACCCUUUAAUUAAUCUGAAAUGUGCUUAAACUGGCCUUUAGAAACCAGUUCAGGUGACACGUCAUCACCAUGCGACUCAUGUGUUCCUGUGUCCUAGGAAGCUAAGUCGAGCUAGCUCCUUCUCCACACAGAGCAGGUUACUGCUGUUUUUGAGACCCGAUGACGGCCUCCACUCGCAGGGUGGUGUUGUCAUUGUACAUGCGGGUGUUUCGCAUCGCCCGAAGCUGGCAGGCAGAGAGUGGAGUUACAAGUGACACGGAGUCUGAGAGGAAAUACAUACUUCAGGAGGCCUGCACUCUGUUCAGACAGAACCAACAGCUCACAGAUCAAGAAUCAAUAAAGAAGUGUAUAGAAGAAUGUGAAGCGAGGAUAGAAAUAGGUCUACAUUACAGGAACCCAUAUCCAAGGGCUACGUACCUACCACCAAUGGGACUAGCGACUCAGAAAGGCAGGAAGCUGCGAGCACAGCAGCGCCUGAGGAAGCAGGCCAAGCCAAUAUACUUACAGUCACAUGACGACACCUGAUGCUCGAUAUCCCCGCUCCUCGCCAACAGUUCCAGUUACCAUGGGCAGGAAACAAGAGUGCAGUCACAAGCUGAUCUCAUGGGCAGAGUUGUUGCACACACUCAAUGAUGCAAGAACACCCGUCAUCCAGGAAAAGGCCAUUUUUCAUUGUCAUUUUUCACUGUAAAAUGCUUGAACAUGAGUUGUUUAGUGUGGCUUGAGAGUGAUUUGUAAUAUAAGAUCAAGUUGUAUAUUUUAUUUAUUUUUCUGUGUAAAAAAUGUUGUAAUAAAUACUUCACAUUCUUUCACAACUGUUAAA